GAGACAGUAUCAUUACAACACAAAAUGCUGAUGAGUAGAGUGAGAGAGAGAGAAAGACAACCUCAAACCAAAAAAAAAGAAGACAAGCUUUGAUUUGUUCAUCAUUACAGUAACAAAAAGAUGGCUUCAUCUAUAAUGCUAACACUCAUCACCUUCACCUUCAUCUCUCUCUCCUCAACACUUUCCAUCUCUUCCCUGACGACAAACACGAUCCCUUCUUCCCCAACAAUCUCUCCCUUUGAUCAACAGAUCUCGCCGGAGAUCGCUCCUCUCCUCCCUUCCCCUGCCGUCUCCUCCACUACUCAAACCAUCCCUUCUUCUUCAACACUUCCCCAACCAGAAAACGACGACGUUCUCGCCGAUCCUGAUCCCGCCUUCGCUCCCUCCGCUUCUCCACCGCUUUCUUCUCUUGCUACUCCGUCUUCUCAAGCUCCUCAAGUUCUACUCUCCGUCGUCUUCGCCGCCGCCUCGUGUUUCUCGCUCCGUCUUCUUGCCGUUUCAGCUUUAUAGGUCAUUUAUAUUUUAGACCCACGUACGUAUUUGUUUUCAUGAGUUUUAUAUGUCCAAAACAUAUUUGUAUUUCUCGAAUAAACAUUUAUUUCUAGUCAAAACAAACAUUUACAGUUUACUAGUCGUAUAUUUAUUUUGUCUUCCAAAUAAUAUUUUGUUA
Camelina sativa (false flax) is the source of this 670-nucleotide messenger RNA. RefSeq names its product classical arabinogalactan protein 27. The record is from RefSeq and is a predicted model, not a curated record. NCBI's taxonomy places the organism in Eukaryota, Viridiplantae, Streptophyta, Magnoliopsida, Brassicales, Brassicaceae.